AUGCAAGCGAGCCGCGGGUCUUACAAACCGCUGGUUGACGAGGAACUUCAAACUUCAGGAGAUGCUCGCCCGAAAACAUUGUCAAAGCAGUCAUGGCUGAUGCAUGGAACACUGCUCCUGUUCUCUCUUUCCCUCUUCAUACUCAGUCUCAUGAUUGCUCCUGCUCCAAGCCCAUGUACUGAGAUGGCAUGGUCUCCGGUGGUUGACGCAGUGGAUGUGAAACCAACCCGAUACAAUGUCACCUUUGGGAUUCCGAGCAGAUACCCAUCUCGAUUCGUUGAUACACCAGGAGCAGAUGCCGUGGAUGCCGAAUGGGAACUAUUUACUAAGAAUCCUUUGCUCGACGGCCGUCAAGGAACGCUUGCUGUUGACCGUGAUACAGUCAAAAGGCUUCCCCUUGCGUCGAACCCCGAAUGGCUCAAUUCACUCAUCCCAGUCCGGGAUGGCGAUCAGGGGCAGAUAAAAUAUAUGGCCACUUUGGAGCUGUUUCACCAUUUACACUGCUUGAAUAUGUUACGCAAAGCGUCACAUUCGAACUAUUACAGCGAAGCCGACUUGAACAACCAAAUGCUGAGAGGGCAUCUAGAUCACUGCACGGAGACGCUACGCGAGGUCCUAAUGUGCAAUGCUGGGGUUGGACUAAUCAUGUUUCACUGGGUGGAGGGCCUCGAUGACCCGUAUCCAGACUAUAACACAUAUCACCAGUGCCGAGACUACGAUGCUGUCUUGGACUGGGCACUUAAAAACACGGUUCCCUUGAGGUCACCCGUGUCGAGGAAGCCGGAAGAUUACGCCACAAAUGAGCCUCUUUUCUAA
Aspergillus welwitschiae is the source of this 816-nucleotide messenger RNA. Its product is annotated as oxidase ustYa family protein. Gene Ontology annotation, biological process: mycotoxin biosynthetic process. Bases 1 to 816 code for a protein of 271 amino acids. Lineage: Eukaryota; Fungi; Ascomycota; Eurotiomycetes; Eurotiales; Aspergillaceae. The record is from RefSeq and is a predicted model, not a curated record. The transcript has 5 exons.